Molecule: messenger RNA, 1186 nt
Organism: Sinocyclocheilus anshuiensis
Lineage: Eukaryota; Metazoa; Chordata; Actinopteri; Cypriniformes; Cyprinidae
Product: myozenin-1-like
Exons: 3
Coding region: 205-720 (171 amino acids)
Cellular component (GO): Z disc; actin cytoskeleton
Molecular function (GO): telethonin binding; FATZ binding; actin binding
Source: RefSeq, a predicted model, not a curated record
CUCCCCGCUCCCCAAAGACCUCCUGUCCCAAACGCUGCUAGGAUUGCACUCUUCCUGGGAUGUAGAAGAGAGCAGUAGUUGGUGGAAUCCUAGCCAACCCUAAGAAACAGGAUUAACCUCAACAGUUCUCCUGGGAACCUUUGAUUCAAACUGUGAUUUGAUUUGUUUUCUGAAACAUUGAUUCUUUGGUCACAGAUUGCAGCGAUGCCUGUCUCUGGAACACCUGCUCCAACCAACAAGAGGAAGAAGCCUUCAAAAAUCAUCACAGACUUCUCAAACAUCUCACAACAUGACCAGCAAGAUGAGGAUGCUGAAGCUGCUGAACUGGACUUGGGGACCAAAAUCAAAACCCCUAAAGAUGUGAUGUUGGAGGAGCUGUCCCUCAUGAAGAACAAGGGCUCCAAAAUGUUCAAGAUGAGACAGCAGAGGGUGGAGAAAUUCAUCAUCAGUUACCUGAUCAUCUUCUUGUUCUUUAUGUCCAAAAGAACUGCUCUACCCUUUGGAGGAUUUGAGAAGGCCUCUCGUCUUGCCACCUUUGAGCAACCAGAGAUUAAGGUAACCGAUGAGGAGCCGCAGCCAGUGUCUGUGUUGCAGUAUAACAUUUGCUGUCGGCCUUCUUUCAACCGCACUCCGAUCGGUUGGACGUGCAAUGAGGAGCACAGCCACAUCCACAUGGAGCUGGAAAACAUCCCCUUUGAUGGAGAGACUGAUGACCUCUAAGAAACCUGCCCAUCAUAUGUAAACAACACAGAAAUGUAUAAAUAUAUACAAAAAACAACAUACAUAUUCUAACAUGAAGGCCAAGUACACAUGCGUAAAGCACAUACACAGACCAGCAAACAGGGACCUUAUGCACUCACCCCCAAAAACUAUGACUGAUUCAUAUUUGCAAGAGAAUGGAAUCAUCUUUGCCCUUUCUCCCAUUGUUUUGUGUGCUGUUUUCUUUGGAAACCCAUCACUGCAUGUUGUGAUUAGCUAGUUCAUAUGUUACCAGACACAUUAUGCCUAAUUGACUGCACUGGUAUUUAUGAUAGACAUAUACACACAAACUAAAUAAUAGGCAAAAAUGAUCAAGCACUAAAAUAAACAUUUAUCCCUAAACAGAAUAUGGUCUUGUUUCUUAUAUAAGGAAGCAAUCUGUCUGUGUAUGUAUGCUACUAAUAAAAUUGUUCAUCUUUGUUCAGCA